Rhododendron vialii is the source of this 2922-nucleotide messenger RNA. RefSeq names its product protein PSK SIMULATOR 1. The transcript is spliced from 13 exons. Gene Ontology annotation, biological process: positive regulation of growth. NCBI's taxonomy places the organism in Eukaryota, Viridiplantae, Streptophyta, Magnoliopsida, Ericales, Ericaceae. The coding region runs from base 546 to 2507 and encodes 653 amino acids. The record is from RefSeq and is a predicted model, not a curated record.
UUUGACCUGAAAGAGUAGUGGGCGUCCGUCUGACCUGGUUUGGCGUGGCAGUCAGUCUCAAGCCAGAAGAGAGAGAAACAGAAGAGAAGGUGCCCAUUAGCCCAACCCAUACCUACUGAAACUCCUCAAGCGCAGUCCCUCUCCUUCUCUCUCUCUCAUAGCCAUCAUUAGAAUCAGUCCACCAUCGUUAUCGUCUUCGUCCCCAUCACUAUAUCCUCCCUCUCUCACUUGUUGUUUCUGUUCUUGUUGUAAAGAAACACUGACUGGAAUCUCUACUAUCUCCCCAACGGAUCCAACCCACCGUCUGGUUUGUUUUGAGUUUGCGGGAUUUUGUGAGGUUAGAUUUUGGAAGUCAAAUUGCCAGAAUUGAAGAACCUAUUUGUGCACGGCUAAAUGUUGUUAUUAACUGAUUGAGGAAGGCUAUGAGUUGCUAAGAAGUAACUUCACUGCGAUUCUUGAAUUUCCUGGUUAUUGAUUUUCGAAGCAUUUGUAAAUGUUUCGAACUUCUGGGUUUCGUACGGGAAGCACUUGGCAUUGCUGAUGCAAUGGGUGGGCUUUGCUCCAAGAGAGCCACUGAAGAUGGCUUUACCACUCACAACUUUCCACGCGUUAAUGGUCAUUUUGUUAUUGGUUCUAGAAUGGUUCAUCAGUCCCGUGGUGUGGCGGUAGCCACCACGAAUAGUAAUCAGACCCCAUCUCCAGUGGGGGAAACCCUGGAAAAGCAAUUAGGAGAACCCUUUUCGUUUCCGGAGUUGAAUGCAAUUUCAGAUGGGGUAAAUGCAAAUGAUAUCGAUGAUGGGAUUCCGCGUUUGUCUAGGGCUUUAUCGAACAAAUCAAGAUCUACGAGGUCUAAGCAGGCUGCUGUUGCAAAGGUUUCAGAAGUCAGUUCGCUUUUGGGCAGAGCAGGUACUGCUGGGCUUGGAAAGGCAGUAGAAGUUCUGGAUACACUUGGUAGUAGCAUGACGAAUUUGAGCCUCAGUGGUGGUUUUGUUUCGGGAGUAACCACAAAGGGAAAUAAAAUCUCAAUAUUGGCUUUUGAAGUAGCGAACACAAUUGUUAAGGGUGCGAACCUUAUGCAAUCUCUUUCAAAGGAAAGCAUUAGACAUUUGAAGGAGGUGGUGCUUCCUUCAGAAGGCGUGCAGCGUUUGAUAUCGAAAGAUAUGGAUGAACUCCUUAGAAUUGCUGCGGCUGACAAGAGGGAUGAAUUGAAAGUUUUCUCUGGGGAAGUGGUCCGUUUUGGAAAUCGUUGUAAAGAUCCUCAGUGGCACAACUUGGACCGUUACUUUGAGAAGCUGGGCUCAGAACUUGUACCCCAAAAGCAACUGCAAGAAGAAGCAGAAACUGUGAUGCAACAAUUGAUGACCUUGGUCCAGUAUACUGCCGAACUGUAUCAUGAGCUACAUGCCUUGGACAGAUUUGAACAAGAUUAUCGGCGCAAGCUUCAGGAAGAGGAUAACUCAAAUGCUGCUCAAAGAGGAGACACCCUUGCAAUAUUAAGGGCCGAGUUGAAGAGCCAAAGGAAGCAUGUGAAAAGUUUGAAAAAGAAAUCACUUUGGUCCAGGAUUUUGGAAGAGGUAAUGGAGAAACUUGUAGACAUCGUCCAUUUUUUCCACUUGGAAAUCCAUGAUGCUUUUGGUAGUGCCGCUGGAGAUAAGCCAGUCAAAAACUAUGGCCAGAAAUUGGGAUCUGCGGGUCUUGCAUUGCAUUACGCAAAUAUAAUUUCCCAAAUUGAUACAAUUGUAACCCGAUCAAGUUCCGUCCCGCAAAAUACAAGGGAUACACUAUAUCAAGGACUCCCUCCUAGUAUAAAGUCGGCUUUGCGCUCCAAGUUGAUGAUGUUUCAGCUCAAGGAAGAGCUCACUGUUCCCCAAAUCAAAGCUGAAAUGGAGAAAACAUUGCACUGGCUUGUUCCCAUUGCCACAAACACAACCAAAGCUCAUCAUGGCUUUGGCUGGGUUGGAGAAUGGGCAAAUACUGGGUCUGACGCGAGCAAGAAGCCAGCUGGGCAGUCCGACUUGAUCCGAAUCGAAACCCUACAUCAUGCCGAUAAGGACAAAGCUGAAGAUUAUAUCCUGGAAUUGGUGGUUUGGCUCCACCAUCUUGUUAGCCAAUCAAGAGCUGCCACCGGUGGCGGGAUCAGGUCACCUGUUAAAUCCCCAAUUCGAUCCCCAAAUCAGAAGACAAUUCAAUUAUCCACUCAUAAAUCAAGCUCUUCAUCGCCCACGCUAUCUGUGGAAGAUCAAGAGAUGCUUAAGGAUGUAAGUAAGAGGAAACUGACACCUGGAAUAAGCAAGAGUCAAGAAUUCGAUACUUCCAAAAUCAGGUUAAGCAAGCAUCACCGUUUGAGUAAGAGUAGUAGCCACUCACCGAUUAGUGAAAGGAAGAAGGAUCCUUUCCCCAUCAGAAGGCCAUCAUCGGUACCUAUCAUUGAUUUUGAUAUUGACCGUAUCAAAGCCUUGGAUGUCAUUGAUCGUGUGGACACGAUUCGAAGAGUGUUGAGCAAGUGAUGGUGUCUAACACUUAUGCAACAAGUCUACUGGCACAUAAUAAACCACUGAAUGGGGUCCGGACUCGUUUAAGAUGAAUGCAGUGUUGUGCUUACUGCAUUUCUGGUUUAUUCUGUGUUUUGUGGACUUGUUUUUCAUGUGGGGGUUCUUUAACUUGGUUGCAAGGGAGAUCUGAUGCCAUGUGAGAUUUGUUUGACGGUGACAAGAGAUGUAAGGCUUUUCCCAGUGUUUUGCAUGUGAUUUUUCCAAAUUGAUCACCGGGUGGAUAUGUGUAAUCCGAUGGCAUAUUGAUAGUUGAGAGAUCGAUUGGGUAAUGGGUGUCGAGCGAGUUGUCUUCAUUUCCGCUGUAUGUAUGUACAGAAUGCUCUGCAAUCUUUGAAUAAUUAAUAGUUAUGGUUCUGUUUCUUCUCUUCGA